CUCUCUCUCUCUCUCUCUCUCUCCUCUUAUUUCAUUGGUAACAGCACACCACCCUAGUCCAGUUGCAGGCGCCGUUCCUCUCUCUCUCUCUCUCUCUCUCUCCCCCUGUGUGCAAUAAUGUUUAGUUUUGGUCCACCACAACCCUCAUAAACCCUGACCAAUCUCUCUCUCUCUCAACCAAAAAAUCAAACGACAGAAGGAAAAAAGAAAAAAUCAUGUUGCUUUCUUCUCAUCUACCUCCCUGGCUUCAUGCUCUCCUCACCGAGAAGUUCUUCAACGCUUGCAUCAUUCAUGAAGAGGCAAAGAAGAACGAGAAGAACAUAUUUUGCUUGGAUUGUUGUAUCAGUAUAUGUCCUCACUGCUUGUCCCCUCACAGCUCUCACCGACUUUUACAGAUAAGAAGAUACGUUUACCACGAUGUUAUAAGGUUGGAUGAUGCUGCAAGGUUAAUGGACUGUGGGUUUGUCCAAUCAUAUACAACAAACAGUGCCAAAGUGGUAUUCAUAAACCAAAGGCCACAGACGAGGCAGUUUAGAGGCUCCGGCAACAUCUGCAGCACCUGCGACCGAAGCUUGCAGGAUCCUUACCUCUUCUGCUCUCUCUCCUGCAAGAUUAAUUAUCUGGUAAGAACACAAGGUGGGGUCUCAAAGUUUCUGUUUGACUGUAAGUUCUUGCCUUUACCAGAACAAGGACUGGACGAUGGUCUGAUGACUCCUGAGUCGGUGCUGGAGCCAGCUGGUUCCGCCCAUACGUCGUCCGGGUCUGGUGGGUACGGAGAGGUCUGCAGCAGGACACUCGGCUGCACUGCAACCACAGAGAUCGUGAGGAAGAAGAGGAGUAGCUUAUCAGCAGCAUGUCGGCCAAUGUGUUCUCCUGUUUCAGAAAUUUCUGCCAGCUUGAUGAAUAGAAGGAAGAAAACUCCACAUCGAGCUCCCCUAUAUUGAAAUUAUGUACGGAAGGUAAGCGAUAUUUAUAUAGUCGGUAAUUGGUAUAUAUAUAUAUAUAUAUAUGGAGGCGAAAUUGAAUGGUGAAAAAUAGUACAACUCUCCCGAUUUUGUGUUCACUCUUGUGUAAUGGGUGGGUUUUGUCUAAUUUAUCAAAUUCUUCAGUCUCCGUUUUUUCUUUACCCUCCACACAAGCAUA
Messenger RNA from Carica papaya (papaya), 1143 nucleotides. Its product is annotated as PLATZ transcription factor family protein. The record is from RefSeq and is a predicted model, not a curated record. Lineage: Eukaryota; Viridiplantae; Streptophyta; Magnoliopsida; Brassicales; Caricaceae.